CCAACGGAAGCACAGCACUGUGGCGACGUAAACUUGGUCAUUACAAAAAGAGGCCAAUAAUUCGAACACAAUUUUCGUUACACCGUUUCCAAAGAAAGUCAAAAGAAGACAGAAGUUCUUUGGUGAAUAUCUUCGAAGCCAGCUUUAUCCGUUUGCUUUACAUGGUUUUAUUUCAACCCCAUGGUUUCAUUCCUUCCUACAUGGUGUUAUGGAUAGCACACAAGGGAGAGCGUGCGACUUGUCACAGACUCGUUCAUAUACAGGCGUCUGGAACACGGAAGUAUGACAGAAGAACAAGUGAAUCAGUCUGGUCAUCAGAACCAUCAAGCUUUGCAAUAUUUCAGUCAGUUUCAACUUUAGAACACGUCAGUAAUGUAGUCUUAACUUACCAGCUUUUUGACUGAUUUCAGUCGGUUUCACCGGGAGUUUUAACCCCUUAAAGAACAUUGAGCAUUGAUCUUGCUUCAGUGAUAACAUCCCAAACCACCACAAAACAUGUACCAGCCAUCUCUGAAACAGUGGGACGAAGACCGGAAGAGGUUAAGGGUCAUCUAUGAUCAUUCCCGGGCAAAACCAGUAGAGAGGAAGAACAAAAUCAAGAAGAGUAGACAGGCGGCUUUCAGGUCUGUUCUGGCAGAGAGGACAAAGCCAUCGAUACAGCAUCAAGACACCAAGUCGAACACGUCAGAUUCAUCAUUGGGCAAAGUGCAAAGCGGAGCACACGCCAAAAGAGACGAAGCUUCAUCACAGAGACAAAAAGGGUCUCAUCACAUGAUACAGAUCUUCAUCAAGACGCCAAACAUCAGCCCUAAAAACCUUUGUCUACGACUCAAUCAUAACACAACUGUUUCCGACCUGAAAAAUAUCAUUCACAGCAAGUUGGGCAUUCGUCCUGCAUUGCAAAAUCUGUACACAAACAACCAAGGAUUUAAGUUGUGUGAUGAUUUGACUCUUCUUGAUCUUGGCAUCAAACCGGAGACAAACAUUGAUCUUACACUGGCAAAAGGUUUGCUUGGAGGCGCCCCAAAACUUGACAAGGCAGUCCUACUACGGACUUUAGCGAGAAAACUCGGCACAGACUGGCAGCAACUCGCAGUCAAGCUUCGGUUAGGACCAGCAGAUAUCAGCCAAUUCGAAAGCCUCGUUGGUAGCAACCCGGAGGAACAGGCAUUUCAGAUGUUAGAUUCUUGGUGGAGGAAGCAAGCUGAUCAUGACACAGAUGACACAUGGGCAGGGGAGUGGUUGAAAGCAGCAUUGAUUUUAAUAGGUCGUCGAGAUUUAGCUGCAAUGAUCCCAGGUUAUGCACCCACAACCAUAGGAGCGAGUCAUACAGACGAAGUUCACAUCAGAAAGCAGUCAGCGGAGCACCAGGAUUCACCCAUUAAUGAGAAGAUGUUACGAGUCCUAGCCGAGAACAUUGGAAAAGAUUGGAGGCAACUCGCUACUUAUUUAGGUGUUACAGCUGCACAGAUUGACACCUAUCAAAUCGAUUACCAAAGUGACCUAAAGGAACAGGCAUUCCAGAUGCUACUGGGUUGGCUGAGAAGGCAACCUGACCAAAAGGACGCUGAAAACGUGUUGAUCGAGAAGCUUAAAGAAGUCGGCCGUUUUGACAUGGUUCAAAUGGUAACAGGUGUGACGGGGCUCCCUUUCAAAGCUAUGAGUGAAACUUUGGUGAGUCAUUACAAGGAGACAUUGAAAGUGAACACAUAUCCAACAUGUAAAGAUCUGGCAGCUGAUAUGGAGCAACUUUACGUCAGUUUAGAACUUCUGCGAGAAACCAACCUACCUGGUCAGCCACUCAUAUUGGAGUCAGGUUCAAAGAAGGGAAAUAAUAAAACAGACCGUACAAUGACACUUGAUAUUAGCGAACAUGGGGUCGAUGAAAACCAAAAAGAGUACAAGAAAAUUCCCCUCGAUUCAUACGAAGACAUGUUAAGCUCUGAUAAGAAGAGAAUCUUAAUCACCGCUGAAAGUGGGUAUGGUAAGUCAACGCUUCUUAAGAAGAUAGCUUAUGACUGGGCUGUGUUACAGGGUGGUACUCACUCGACUCCCCAAAAGAAAAAGUCACCUCUGUCAAUGUUUAAGCUUGUCAUAUUGUUGGAGAUAAACAAAAUGGGGGGGAAAUUCAACAUUGUGAAUGAGACAUUUUCUCAAAUAUUGCCUGAAACCGAAUUUGAGAAGAAGCAUCUCCAAAACUUUAUCACACAACACCCAGAUAAAGUUCUUUUUCUUCUUGAUGGAGCAGAUGAAGUCUCAUUCGAGACACUUCAGAAAGCAGAAGAAGACUUCAGCGUUAACAAUGUCCUCUCAUUCAAGUCUCUGAAACGAUGUAAGGUAAUUGUAACAAGUCGUCAGUCUACCGCACUAAAGUUACUGAAACGCAAUCCAGAUUUCACACGAGUUAACAUAGUUGGAUUCGAUGACAAGAAUAAGAAAGAAUAUAUCCGUAGAUACUUCAGCAGCUAUAAUUCCGAACACCAUGAUCAUGUUUAUUCUGAAAUAAAUAAGUCUGAAACACUCCGUAGUUUAGGGGAGAUUCCUCUGUUUCUUUGGCUAAUGUGUUCAUCUUUAACACAGCCCGGAAGUCAACUACCUGACAGGAUUUCAGAACUGCUUCGUCUCGCCACCAGCUUAAUGUAUGAGCAAAAGAUAAGCAAAGAUUGCACAUCCAAGCCCCAGCAGAAAAUAACCGAAGAGGGGUUUAAUUUGCUGAUGACCAAACUUGGGCGGGUUGCACUUGGAGGUUUAACAAGUCGUGGAAAGUAUUCCUUCGCAGUUUCAGAGUUUGAUUCAGAGGACGAUGUCAAUUUGGGAUGUGAUGUCGGCUUGCUGACCCGAGUACAAAUCAUGCACGGUAUGAAAAAGGUUGAACAAGUCAAGUUCUACCACACGAUAUUAAUGCAGUUUUGUUGUUCCGUUUACCUGUCUGGUAUUACGGAGUCAAAUACUGGCAAAUUCAACGAGCACAUGUCAACAUUGUUAGAAGGAGACGUAGAAAGAUUUGGACACUUAUUCCGUUUCUGCAGCGGGAUGAACACAAAAGCCGCACAAUGCGUUGUAGAAAUGACCAAGAAGCACCUUUCGGUUUACAAUAAAAACAGUCCUGUUGAUUGCGAAAGGUAUGUCUGUUUACAUAAGGUAAUGAUGUUGGCUUUGUUUGAAGCCAAUCUUGGUGUGACUGUCAAAACCCUGGAGCUAGAUGAGUGGGUAAGAUUUCCGUACAAGCUGAAAGGAGAAGACCUACUGGCAGCACAUUACUUUGUUCAAAACCUACAGCAACGAUCCAGUCUUCAGCAUCUUUCACAUUUAACGAUAAUAUGUCAAGGACAGACCGAUUUAGAUCUCCUAGAACAAACAAUGGCUGGUAUAGUGAUGUGUGAUUUAACAUUAGAAGUAGUAGGAGUCAAUAUGAGCGACAAGAUACAUAAACUCAAAAACAUUUCUAAAUGUGUAAUAUCACUGUCACUCAAAAAAUGUCAGUUAAGCUGUGUUUCUGUCCCUGGACUUUUCAAGUUACUUAAAUCUGCUACCAAGUUGAAGAUACUUGAGUUGAGUGGAAACAAUUUGCACGGUUUGAAAUCGGUUCAGAUGCCCAACAAUCUUUCCUUAAGGUACUUGAUACUGAAUGACUGUAAGCUGACACAGGAUGAUAUCGGGCCACUUUUCUCCAUCGUGGCUGCAGCAGGUAGUGUAACAAAACUGCGUAUACAUGAAAAUGAUCUCCAUGGUAUUAAGGCGGAAGAGAUAACUCCUGUUUCCUCAUUGGACGAAUUGCACCUAAUUACAUGUGGUAUACAGAUUGAUGAUAUCGGGCCACUUUUCUCCAUCGUUGCUGCUGCAGGUAGUGUAACAAAUCUCGUUCUGUGCAGAAACGAUCUCCAUGGUAUCAAGGCGGACGAGGUUACUCUUGUUUCUUCCCUGAAGGAAUUGCAUCUAUACGAAUGUGGUAUACAGGGUGGUGAUAUUGGGCCACUUUUCUCCAUCUUGGCUGCUACAGGUAGUGUAACAAAACUCGUUCUAAUUGGAAACAAUCUUCACGGUAUUAAGGGGGAUGCGAUAACUCGUAUUUCUUUAUUGAAGGAAUUGCAUCUUUACGAGAGCGGUAUACAGAUUGAUGAUAUUGGGCCACUUUUCUCCAUCAUUGCUGCAGCAGGUGAUAUAAGAAGGCUCGUUCUAUACAGAAACGAUCUCCAUGGUAUUCAGGCGGACGGGAUUACUCGUGUUUCUUCAUUGAAGGAAUUGCAUUUAAACUCUUGUGGUAUACAGGGUGGUGAUAUUGGGUCAGUUUUCUUCGUCUUGGCUGCUACAGGUUGUGUAUCGACACUUGUUUUAGUCAAAAACGAUCUCCAUGGUAUUAAGGGAGACGAGAUAACUCCUGUUUCCUCCUUGGAUGAAUUGCGUCUAUGUGAAUGUGGUAUACAGAGUGAUGAUAUUGGGCCACUUUUCUCCAUCGUGGCCGCUGCACGAAAUGUUACAAAACUUGAUCUUAUAGCAAACGAUCUCCACGGUCUUAAGGGAGACAAGAUAACUCCAGUUUCUUCUUUGAAGGAAUUACAUCUAUUCGCGUGUAGUAUACAGAGUGGUGAUAUUGGGCCACUCUUCUCUAUCGUGGCUUCUGCAGGUAGUGUAACGAGACUUGUUCUAGCAAAAAAUGAUCUCCAUGGUAUAACGGCAGACCUGAUAACUCCUGUUUCUUCCCUCAUUGAACUGCAUGUAGAGGCGUGCGGUUUACAAAGUGAUGAUAUUGGGCCACUUUUCUCCAUCGUGGCUGCUGCAGGAAGUGUAUCGACACUUGCUUUCAGUACAGACAAUCUCCAUGGUAUUAAGGGGGACGAGAUCGCUCACAUUUUCUCCUUGAAUGAAUUGCAUAUUAUCGCAUGUAGUAUACAGAGUGAUGAUAUUGGGCCACUUUUCUCCAUCGUGGCUGCUGCAGGAAGUGUUACAAAACUUGUUCUUAAUAAAACUGAUAUCCACGGUAUUAAGGCGGACAAGAUAACUCCUGUUUCUUCCCUGAUUGAACUGCACCUAGAGGCGUGCGGUAUACAAAGUGAUGAUAUUGGGCCACUUUUCUCCAUCGUGGCUGCUGCAGGAAGUGUAUCGACACUUGUUUUAGAUAAAAACAAUCUCCGUGGGAUUACGGGAGACGAGAUAACCCCUGUUUCUUCCUUGAACGAACUGCAUCUUUACGCGUGUGGUAUACAAAGUGAUGAUAUUGGGCCAGUUUUCUCCAUCGUGGCUGCAGCAGGUAGUGUAACGAGACUUGUUCUACGCAAUAACUAUCUUCAUGGUAUUCAAGGGGACCAGAUAACUAAAGUUUCUUCCUUGAAAGAUUUGUAUCUAGUGGCGUGCGGUUUACAACGUGAUGAUAUUGGGCCACUUUUCUCUAUCGUGGCUGCUGCAGGUAGUGUAUCGAAACUUGUUUUACGCAAAAACGAUCUCCAUGGUAUUCAAGGGGACCAGAUAACUCAAGUUUCAUCCUUGGAAGAUUUGUAUCUAGAGGCGUGCGGUAUACAAAGUGAUGAUAUUGGGCCACUUUUCUCCACCGUGGCUGCUGCAGGAAGUGUAUCGACACUUGUUUUAGACAACAACAAUCUCCGUGGGAUAACGGGAGACGAGAUAACCCCUGUUUCGUCCUUGAAUGAACUGCAUCUUAACGCGUGUGGUAUACAGAGUGGUGAUAUUGGGCCACUUUUCUCCAUCGUGGCUACUGCAGGUAGUGUAACGAGACUUGUUCUAAACGACAACAAUCUCCAUGGUAUUAAAGGGGACCAGAUAACUCCUGUUUCUUCCUUGAUUGAACUGCAUCUAGAGGCGUGCGGUAUACAAAGUGAUGAUAUUGGGCCACUUUUCUCCACCGUGGCUGCUGCAGGUAGUGUAUCGACACUUGUUUUAGACAACAACAAUCUCCGUGGGAUUACGGGAGACGAGAUAACCCCUGUUUCUUCCUUGAACGAACUGCAUCUUUACGCGUGUGGUAUACAAAGUGAUGAUAUUGGGCCAGUUUUCUCCAUCGUGGCUGCAGCAGGUAGUGUAACGAGACUUGUUCUACGCAAUAACUAUCUUCAUGGUAUUCAAGGGGACCAGAUAACUAAAGUUUCUUCCUUGAAAGAUUUGUAUCUAGUGGCGUGCGGUAUACAACGUGAUGAUAUUGGGACACUUUUCUCUAUCGUGGCUGCUGCAGGUAGUGUAUCGAAACUUGCUUUAGUCGAAAACGAUCUCCGUGGUCUUAAGAGAGACGACAUAACUCCCGUUUCUUCCUUGAAUGAAUUGCAUCUUUACACAUGUGGUGUGCAAAGUGCUGAUAUUAGGCCACUUUUCUCCAUCGUGGCUACUGCAGGAAGUAUUAAGAAGGUUUAUCUUCUAACGCCUGGUUCUUCGUUGGAGGUAUUCAGUCUGUAAGAUUGUGGUCUGCAGAUUAAUGACUUUAAGGCACUUUCUUCGUCCCCGAACAUGCUUAUCUGGGGUUCCGUUCUUUUUACACCACCGCCUACUUACAAAGAGUUGCUUAAUUUUUUUUCAAAUCAUCCUGUUUAGCUUUGCAAACAAGUGUGCUCAAGUGCAAGCUUUUCUCAAAGGUUUGGGGAACAAAUUCUUAUUUGUGCAAAGCACCGGAGGGUUAGCACGCCUGAUACCCAUUGUUAACAUUGUUUCAUCUGGCCACGGCGUUGCACAUCCAGUAACACAUGGCAGAAAUUGAAUGCAUUCUUGUUCACUUUGAAAUACUCAGAAUUGCCAGAAACUUAAAGGCAGCGGACACUAUUGGUAAUUACUCAAAAUAAGUAUUAGCAUAAAACCUUUCUUGGUAACGAGUA
This is a messenger RNA of Asterias rubens (European starfish), 6815 nucleotides long. RefSeq lists its product as uncharacterized. Gene Ontology annotation, biological process: signal transduction. Lineage: Eukaryota; Metazoa; Echinodermata; Asteroidea; Forcipulatida; Asteriidae. Gene Ontology annotation, cellular component: cytoplasm. Bases 496 to 6402 code for a protein of 1968 amino acids. Gene Ontology annotation, molecular function: protein binding. The transcript is spliced from 7 exons. The record is from RefSeq and is a predicted model, not a curated record.